Molecule: messenger RNA, 2500 nt
Organism: Hordeum vulgare subsp. vulgare (domesticated barley)
Lineage: Eukaryota; Viridiplantae; Streptophyta; Magnoliopsida; Poales; Poaceae
Product: RING-H2 finger protein ATL43-like
Exons: 1
Coding region: 505-1707 (400 amino acids)
Source: RefSeq, a predicted model, not a curated record
GCCCAUGCUGCUCCCCAUUUCGUUUUCCCUCUCGGAGUAAACAAACCCACGUACUCCAUUCAUCUGCUGACGCGCGGGCCCACCCCACCACAACUGAACUGUCAGUGCGGCAGUGCCCGUAGUGCAGCGCCACUCCCUCUGCCUCUGGCUCUACCUCCAGCUCGCUCCGCGACAAGCCGCACCAGGGCGGUAGCCCCGCUUACGCUCACCGGUGGAGCAGCGCAUAGGGAUGAGUCACUGUCCACCUGGCCCCAACGGCGCGAGAUACGCUCACAGCCCGCAGCCGCACUACUAGUAGUAGGACGCAGUGGCUCUGGCUGCUGCCAUUCCACGCCGCUACUGGAGCUCUAGUCUCCGCCGCUAUUAUUACCCCUGCUGCGUGUUUACAAAUCGAUCACACUCCGUAGCGUGGUGGCCGCAGUGGAGCGGCACCAUUGUUUAUCUCCUCGUUCUGCGCAGCUUUUGCCCUUUGCCUCUCGGGCGAGGGUGGUGGUAGCGGUGGCCAUGGAGCCGUCGCGGCGGCUUCUGCUCUCCGACUACGACGGCGCGAUCAUGUCGCCUCUGCCGUCGCCGUCCACGUCGUCUGCCGCGCCGUUCAAGCCGGGCGUCGCGGUGGUCGUGGGGAUACUGACGAGCGUCUUCUCCAUCACGUUCCUCCUGCUGCUCUACGCCAAGCACUGCAAGCGGAGCGCCGCGGAGUCGUCCGGCCCGUACGGGAGCGGCGGCGGCUCCGGGGGCGGCGCUGCGGGCGAGCGGAGGAACUCCGGAGUUGAGCGCGCGGUGGUGGAGUCGCUCCCGGUAUUCCGCUUCGGGGCGCUGCGCGGGCAGAAGGCCGGGCUCGAGUGCGCCGUCUGCCUCGGCCGCUUCGAGUCGACGGAGGCGCUGCGGCUGCUGCCCAAAUGCCGGCAUGGGUUCCACGUCGAGUGCGUGGAUACGUGGCUGGACGCGCACUCCACGUGCCCGCUCUGCCGCUCCCGCGUCGACCCGGAGGACGUGCUGCUCCUGCCGGAGCCACCCAAGCCGUCCACGACGGGGCCUCCCGAACCGCCGGAGCAGAAAGCCGCCGCUGCCGCUGCCGUUGCGACGGUCAAGGACAAGGAAAAGGACGCAGCCUUGGCUCCUACGCCUGCUCACUUCCCGGCGUGGCGAAGGAUCGCCGGCCGGCACUCAACGGGGUCGGUGCGAGCGCCUGGGCGGGUCGGCCCUACGUCACGGCGGUCGGCCGAUCUGGAGGUGGGAGGAGGCGAUGGUGGUGCGGCUACGGUGGGCUGCUUCGACAGCGCGAAGGUUAGGAAGGACCGGGUGCUGAUGGUGGAGCCGGCAGCCGCGGUGGCGGAGCCCGAUCCGGUCGCGUUCGACCGGCGGUUCGGGCACCGCAUCCUGGUGAGCACAGCUUGCGGCUGCGACGACGAGACGGCGCCGGCAGCGAAGCAGCGGUGGAGCGACCUGCGACCGGCCGAUCUGAUGUUCGUGCGGUCGGAGAUGCUGGUGACCGAGACCGGGCGCUACUCCUGCUCAGCCGCCGUCAACUCCGGCAACCGCGGCAGGACGGAGAUCAGCGGGCGCUGCCUCUCCGAGAUCGCCGGCGUGAGCCGGCUCCCCCCGAUCCGCGCCGGCGCGGAACCGCGAGCCGGGAGCGCGCGUCGGUGGCCGGGCUCGAGCUGGUGGGCCCGGGGCUCGCCCGGCGUUAACGGCCCUAGCACCUAGGCCGCUGUUGCCGAGGGGCCCGCGUGGCAGCCCGGAAAGGCAUCCGCAUUUUCUUUCCCUGCCGAGACUGCCCCUGACAUGCCCCACGUUAUUACGGAGCAGCAAAGCGUCCCAGGCACCCCAGUGGGUUCACGUGAUGGGCAUCGCAGUAAUUAUCAUCACCCCUCCCGUCCCUACCCCUACCUCUACCCCUACCCGGGGCCGCGCUAUGGCCGCCUCGGAAGCCGCGACUGGGGGAGGGGAUGUUGCUUUGGCGCGCAUCUCGAGGCCGGCGUCCGCUCCGCAACACGGGCGGCCGCGAUUGGCAGGCGGAUCCUCUGCGGAUGGGAGCCACGGAACACGGCGUGUGCGCUCGCGGCUGCCGCGUCGCGCACGUCCGCAGGCGAGAGGCUGGCCGGGUCGGGGAUGAGGGAACCACGGAGGAAAGGCUGUUCCUAUGCGUGUAAAUCUUUUGUCUGUAUGAGAGAAAGCGCUGCCUUUUCUUUUUGUACAAGUUGGUGUUGCGCCGCGUGCCUGGAUCCACGGUAUGAGAUGCUAAAGCGGCGUGCCGCCCAUGUCGCAUCUUGUUUUCUUCUUCCUUUGCUUAUUGUGAGUAAGCGUUUCUAGUCAUAGCUUGUAUUUUUUGCUUUCUAAUGGAGGGGAAUAGUAGCACGUGUUGAGGAGAGUGUUCGGCGGCCGCACAACUGCCUCGUAUACUUGCCGGGCAUGUUGCAGCGGCGUCGUGGCCUCGUGCUCGCUUGGCCCGUACCGUUGUCCCCAACCUAUCAGCUAGGGAUCACACGUUUCUUCAUAA